GUUCAGGGGUCGUCAGGGGUCAUCCGAUAGACAACAUUCGUCACAACAAUCAUGCAAGGCACCGGGAAGCACCUGUGUCUCGCUGCCGCAGCUUUCCUUGCUGCAUAUGCUGCCCACGUUUACCUGAGCCGGCCCAAUGUGCCGGCUCCAGCGGGAGGAAGGUGCCAUGACGCCCGGCCUGCUGACAGGGACGCCGCGGGAGGACCGUACCGGCACGGCGCGGUGUCCUCCGACUCCGCACAGUGUUCACGGAUAGGCAGAGACACCAUGAUGCAGCUGAACGGUUCGGCCGUGGAUGCCGCCAUUGCUACUCUCCUGUGUCUGGGUGUCGUGCAUCCUCACUCUCUGGGGCUCGGCGGGGGGUUGCUGAUGACUGUGUACAACAAAGAUACGGGCACGUCACAAGUCAUCAAUGCGCUCGAUACAGCCCCUUUGGGAUCCUCGGAAGACAUGUUUGCAGAGAACCCUGAACUGUCGGUGAUGGGUGGCUUAUCAGUGGCCGUACCAGGCCAGGUCCGCGGGCUGUGGGAGGCGCACCAGAGGUACGGGAAGCUGCCGUGGAGAGACCUGUUCUUACCGGCUAUACAGCUGGCAGAGGAGGGGACAUGCAUAGGAAAACAUAUGGCCAGAGCCAUAAAAAUGAAGAGAGCUGCCAUCUGGGACAGAAAUAACGACCUAUGUGACGUGUUCUGCGACGAGCACGGUGCCUUUCUGCGUGAAAACAUGACUGUCAAAAGACCACAACUUGCCAAGACGCUCCUGGCGGUUGCCAAUGGUGGUGCAGAUGCCUUCUAUAGGGGCGAGAUUGCCAAGAAUUUGGUGAAGGACAUUCAAAACCACGGCGGCAUCAUUACUGAGCAAGACCUGUUGGAGUACCGGGCGGAAGUAACGUCCCCACUCAACACGUCACUUCCGGGAGGACAGGUCCUGCUGACGUCACCACCACCUUCAGGAGGAGCUACCUUGAUUCUUGCUCUCAACAUCUUUGCCGGUUAUGGACUGAAUUCUUCGGCCAUAGACGGUGUGCAAAACCAGGUCCUGACGUACCACAGGAUGUUGGAGGCUUACAAGUUUAGUACCGGUCAAGAAACGGCGCUGGGAGAUCCCAACUUCGUAAACGUGGAGGAGCUCACGAAGAGGAUGGUAUCGAAAGAUUUCGCGGACGAACUCCGCCGUAAGAUCGACGACACCCGGACGUUCGACAGCUCCUACUAUGGCCUGGACGUGCCCAGUCCGGACAUCCGCGGGACUUCUCAUGUGUCGGUGUUGGGGCCGAACGGAGAUGCCGUGGCCCUCACCAGUUCUAUCGGAACGUAUUUCGGUGCGACAUUCCGAUCCCCGUCUACUGGCAUCAUCCUCAACAACCGCAUGAUUCUCUUCACACUGAAGGGGGAAAACCUGACUCGGGUAUAUUCUCGAAAUCCAGGAGAACGCGUGCAUCCUGGGAAGCGUAGCAAGACGGCCCAGAGUCCCACAGUCGUGUUGGACCGACAUGGUGACGUCAUACUGGUGAUCGGCGCCUCGGGAGGAAAGAAAAUCGCAUCAGUAUUGAUUGAUGCAAUUGUUCACCAUCUACUAUUCGGAAUGAACAUCUCCUCUGCCAUAGAGAAGCCACGUCUUCACGUGGGGGUGAUUAAUGGCGUCUGCACGCUGCAGGACGAGAGGCAUUAUCCGUUCAAGCCAGAGGCGGUGCUGCAUCAAUUGGUGAAGAUGCAUGGCAAAACAGCUCCGGAGUUGCACCAGGCCAUAGUGCAGGCGGUGGCUCGGGAGGACUCGGCAAUCUCCGGCUCCGCUCGGGAGGACUCGGCAAUCUUCGCUCACUCCGACUCCAGGAAGGGCGGCUUCCCGGCGGGAUUCUAGUGUUACCAGUGAAAGUGGAUCUGCGGGUUUUCAUCUUGAGCGACCCGGGCCUACGGUAGCAUAAGAUAAUAUUAAAAGAUGCCAGAGGAGUGUGUUUGGCUAGUGGGCACUUUGUCCCAGAUAAAGACGUAAGUCGCGAAUAUAAUCAUUAACAUUACGGAUAUUCGUGUAGCUGUUAAUAUGGCUACAGGAAAGGGCAGCAACACCAUUGUUGAAUAAAAAUUUUCCUCCCUCUUUCACUCCUAGACCGGCUUCCCUCCACUGGCAGCUUUUGAUACUAUCUCAUGCUACCGUAGGAUCUGCUUGGAGAUUUGUUUCUUCAGUAUAAACUAUCAUCUGAGUUGCAUUUAUUGUUCUAAACAUUAAGUAGCAAUGUUUAGUUGAAAAUGUGCAGCAAACAAUAAAAUCAUGAAAGGUGCUGUGUAUGCAAUGCUUGGUUGACAUAACACAACAAGUUUCAGUUGUUCAUUUUGUAUUGUAUAUGUAUGUGGUCACAAUAUCAUCCAGUUAGCUGCCUAGCGUCCACAUUGUAUUGUACCUGUCACAAUUCGAAUAAAGUCAAAGUUUAGGGUGUUUGCAAAGUUAAGUAGGCCUGAGGGAUCUUUAUAUAGACAUUUGGAAAAAAAUAAAGGAUGUAUAGAGACUGAUAAUAUGAUAGGAAGCAAUAGGCGAUGUGAAAGACCAUGCACGACUAUAUGUGACUAUUCUACACCGGAUAUUCAUCAAGUUAGUUCGCCGGACUCACCCUCAAAGAAACCAAUCGAGACUGAAACACUGCUCUGAGGAUUGCAGACUUGAUUGUUGCAAUAUAUGACAAUGAAAACUGUAGGUCAAACUUUGUUUCCGCUUCAACUGUUAAAAGUAAGACUUUGGAGAGAUAAACAAAAUUAUCAGGAACACUUAAAUUCACGUUGCAGCUCGUCUUUAAUAACCUUCGCCCGGAAGCGUAGACCUGUCUGUCAUCAGUUAAAUGAUAAUUCAUAGACGUGUUUAUGAACCUUUAACAUUAGCCAUUCCAAACGAGUCAUGGACUGACGCUACUAUGAUUCUGUAUACAAUAAAAUCGCUGCACACCACUCUGCUGCCAUGUUGCCUGUCUUGUACAUUAAUACAUUAAGGAUUACACAUUAAAACUAUCGUUAAAACA
Messenger RNA from Branchiostoma floridae (Florida lancelet), 3007 nucleotides. RefSeq names its product glutathione hydrolase 1 proenzyme-like. NCBI's taxonomy places the organism in Eukaryota, Metazoa, Chordata, Leptocardii, Amphioxiformes, Branchiostomatidae. Gene Ontology annotation, molecular function: glutathione gamma-glutamate hydrolase. The coding region runs from base 52 to 1860 and encodes 602 amino acids. Gene Ontology annotation, cellular component: plasma membrane. The transcript has 11 exons. Gene Ontology annotation, biological process: glutathione catabolic process. The record is from RefSeq and is a predicted model, not a curated record.